Molecule: messenger RNA, 3203 nt
Organism: Paramecium sonneborni
Lineage: Eukaryota; Ciliophora; Oligohymenophorea; Peniculida; Parameciidae
Source: the annotation of a GenBank genome assembly
AUGAACUAAUCUGAAGAUUCUACAACAAAACUAUUGCAAUCAGAAGUUCUCUAAAUUGAAUCAAAUAAAGAGAGUGUUUUGAUACCUCAGGAAAAUUAAAGAAUUUCAUGGAAAUAAGAAUUGAAGAAUAUUUUUAUUGUACCAAUAUAGAAAUGUGGUCGAAAAAUAAGUUUAGAUGGAAAUUGUACCCCUAUUAAUUAAUAAAGUAAUGUAAUCAAGAAUUCUAAAUAUAAUGUUGUCACAUUUCUUCCAAAAGUGCUUUAUGAAUAGUUUCAUUAAUUCAUUAACAUCUUUUAUUUGGGAUUGACAAUUUCUUAAUUCAUUUAGCCAUUUAAAGUUGGAUUUCUUAUAGGGUAUUUGGGGCCUUUAGCUUUGGUGGUUACUCUUAGUGUCCUCAAAGAAUUGUAUGAUGAUAUCAAAAGGCAUAAAAGAGAUAGAUAAAUUAAUAGUACAAUUUAUAAGCGCUUUUUAAAUGGUUAAUGGCAAGAUAUUACUAGUGGAUAAUUGUAAGUAGGAAUGAUCAUCAAGAUUAACAGUAAUCAACGAAUACCUGCAGACAUUUUAGUCUUAGAGGCAACUGAUGAUUAAGUAUUUAUUCGUACAGAUUAAUUGGAUGGAGAAACAGAUUGGAAAUUAAGAAAACCUGUUUAAUAUAUCUAAAAGAAAGGUUUAUCAAACUUAGAUUUGACAAAUUAUUUUUUGAAUUGUGCUCAACCUUAAGAAAAUAUAUAUGAUUUUCAUGCUGUAUUUCACUCCUUAUAAUCAUAAGAAAAAGAGCCAUUAUCAUUAGAAAAUGUUAUGUGGGCAAGCACAGUUUUAGCAAAUGGUAGUAUUAAUGGUAUAGUUAUUUAUAAUGGAUUUGAAACAAGAAUGGCAAUGAAUAGUAGGCAACCUCAAACUAAAUUUGGGAAAAUCGACAGUAUUUUUAUUUCAUAAUUAGUUAGCUGAAAUAAAUUAUAUGUCUAUAAUGUUAUUUAUUGCGAUGGGACUUUUAUCAAUAAUAAUAACGAUUCUUUCUCAACCAGCAUUAAAUUUUCUAGCAAUAAGUGUGGCAUUUGUUCGAUACCUAAUUUUGUUAUCAAAUAUAAUUCCAAUAUCUAUGAGAGUCAAUGUAGAAUUUGCAAAACUAAUAUAUUGUUAUAAAAUUUCUAUAGAUAAGGGGAUAGAGGGGACAAUAGCACGAAAUUCAAAUAUUCCUGAGUCGUUGGGUAGAAUAGAAUAUUUGUUAACAGAUAAAACAGGAACAUUAACAUAAAAUGAUAUGAUUUUCAAGAGGUUAUCAUUAAAAUAGAAUGUUUAUACUUCGGAAAAUUACGAUGAGAUGAAAUAAAGUUUGUUAACUGAAUAAGCAAUAGGUAAUGGAGAAGAAGAUGCAAUUUUAAGAGACUUAUUGUUAGCAAUAGCAUUAUGUCAUAAUGUAACUCCAAUUGAGGAGAAUGGUGAGAGAUAAUAUUAAGCAUCAUCUCCAGAUGAAGUGGCUUUGGUGAAAAUAGCUGAAUCUCUUGGAAUAAGUUUAUUGAGUAGAGAUUAAAAUGCAAUGGUGAUAAAAUAUAAUGGAAGAGAAAGGAAUUAUGAAAUAUUAUAUAAUUUUCCAUUCUCUAGUGAGAGUAAAAGAAUGGGAAUUUUAUUGAAAUAAGAGGAUUUAUAUAUAUUUUAUCUGAAAGGAGCAGAUGCAGUAAUGAAACAGUUCUUGCCUGAAACUUAAAGAGGAUUUGUAGAUGAAGAAUGUGAAAAUUUAGCUCGAGAGGGAUUAAGGACAUUAGUAUUAACAUAAAAGAUAGUGAAUAAAUAAUUUUAUGAGAAUUGGAAACUUAAAUAUGAAUAAGCUAAAUGUAUUGAGAAUAUAACAUAGAGACAAAAUAAAUUAGGUAAAGUUAGAAAAGAGUUGGAAAACAAUAUGCAAUUUUUAGGAAUAACAGGUGUUGAAGAUAAAUUAUAAGAAGAUGUUUGUUAAACCUUAGAAAAUAUAAGAAAUGCUGGAAUCAAUGUUUGGAUGUUAACCGGUGAUAAAAUAGAGACAGCUAUAUGUAUAGCAAUAUCAAGUGGUAUUAAAUCAGGGACUUAGGAAAUAUUUCAGCUAAAAGAAAUAACUGAUGAAGAAACCCUCUAAUAAAGAUUGUAGUAAUUUGAGACUAGAACUAAUUAAUUAUUAGUGAUUGAUGGUACUAGUCUUACUACAGCAUUUAAAAAAGAAGAAUUCUUCUUUAGAAUUGCAACUUAAGCUUAAUCAGUUGUUUGUUGUAGAUGUUCACCUACUUAAAAAGCAUUGGUUACUGAAUGUAUAAAAAAAUAUACUAAUAAAAUUACUGCAUCUAUUGGAGAUGGAGGUAAUGAUGUUGGUAUGAUCUAAUCAGCUGAUGUUGGAAUAGGAAUUGAAGGUAAAGAAGGUAAAUAAGCAGCUCUGGCUAGCGAUUUCUCAAUUCUAAAAUUUAAAUAUCUGAAUUAACUAUUACUUUGGCAUGGUAGAUUAUCUUAUAAGAGAUCUGCUUUGCUAUCUUAAUUUGUAACUCAUAGAGGAUUGAUAAUUUCUAUGAUUUAAACUGUAUUCAUGUGCAUUUACUUUUAUUUAAGUAUUAGUAUCUUCAGUAGUACAUUGAUUCUUGGAUACGCUACCAUUUAUACGUAAUUAUUUAUUUAUCUAUUUUAGAAUGUUCCCUGUCUUUAGCAUCAUAUUCGAUGAAGAUGUUGUAGAAAAGGUAGCACUGGAAUUUCCUCCACUUUAUAAAUCAUUACAAAAGAGCAGGGAUUUAAAUCCAAAGACAUUUAUGAUUUGGUGUUGGAAAGCCACCUAUUAGGGUGCUAUCAUAAUGAUUUUGGCUUAAUUUCUGUAUCAGAAUGUAUUUCUGUAUAUUGAAACUGCUGCUUUCACAUCAUUAAUCAUAACUGAAUUUUGCAUGAUUUUCAGUGAAGUAAUACAUCAAUAUUUAAUCUAGCUUAAUUCUUUGCAUAUUGUUAUGUUCAUUUCAACUAUUGGUUCUACUGUCUUUUAUGUUCUUACUAUGGUUCUUCUUCCAGAAACACUUGUUGUUGCAGAAGUUCUCAAUUUAACCUUUUGGGUGAACACUUUAAUCAUAGUACUAUUCAGUUGGAUGCCAAUAUUUCUAUGUUAAUGGUUUAUACGAAUCAAAUAACCUAAUGAUUAUGAAAAAAUCAUGAAAUAAGUAAAAGGUAAGAACAAAAUAAAAACAAAUCUGUUCACUUGA